This is a messenger RNA of Lolium rigidum, 587 nucleotides long. RefSeq lists its product as uncharacterized. NCBI's taxonomy places the organism in Eukaryota, Viridiplantae, Streptophyta, Magnoliopsida, Poales, Poaceae. The coding region runs from base 1 to 279 and encodes 92 amino acids. The transcript is spliced from 3 exons. The record is from RefSeq and is a predicted model, not a curated record.
AUGGCGUGGCGCGGCGCUGCCUCCCGCACCGUCCUGGCGGCCGUCCGCCGCCCGGCGCCCGCGAUCGGCGCCCUCCGCGCACCUGCCCCCGGCGCCGCCCCGCGCCGCCGGCUCCCGUUCGCCUUCACCAACGCCACCCCCACCUCCCCGCUCGGGGCCGCACGGCCCCUGGCGGCGUUGAUGGGGUCGCCGCUGACGACGCCGGUGGUCCUAGCGCGACUGACGGCGCACCCCGGGGCCAGCGCCCGCGCCUGCUGCGAGCUCUCCCAGGGUACUUGAAGAGACCAUGUGGAUUUCCUACUUUCCUUUUCAUAAAAGGAUACAAAACUUGGAUUCGUCGUUUGGAAAGCAUAGCUAUCCUGGUGUAAAUUCUUCUAGCUGGUGUUAAGAAGAAUCUUCUCCAACAAAAUAGCUAGCUUCUCCAAAUUCCUAGCCUAGACUGAAAAUAAUUUUCCUUUCAUAUACCAUGGUCUGUAACAUGGAUUUAGCACCUACGUUUGUGUGAAAUAUCUUAGUACCAUCCGCUAAGUGGAUUUGGUGGCCCAUUUUAUACAAUGCAUUCGAUUUAAAGAUCUCUUGUUCCAUGA